Arachis ipaensis is the source of this 978-nucleotide messenger RNA. NCBI's taxonomy places the organism in Eukaryota, Viridiplantae, Streptophyta, Magnoliopsida, Fabales, Fabaceae. The record is from RefSeq and is a predicted model, not a curated record.
AUGGGCACAUUCAGUCCAGUUGUUAAGAUCACUACUGUGCGAUUGCUACUUGCUCUCACUGCAAUCAAGGGUUGGCACUGCCACCAAUUGAACGUAAACAUCACAUUCCUUCAUGGUGAGUUGAAGGAAGUAGUGUAUAUGAAGCCUCCUCCAGGAUUUUUGCUCUCCUCUCCUGAUUUGUUGAAGAAUGAUUAUUCUUUGUUCACAAAACCCAAAUCUGAGACCUGCUUCAUUGUGAUCCUUGCUUAUGUUGAUGAUCUCGUCCUUGCUGAAAAUGAUCUUGCUGAGAUUCAAUCCAUCAAGACCAUCCUUGAUCACCAAUUCAAGAUUAAGGACUUAGGAAAUUUGAAAUAUUUUCUUGGCUUUGAAGUUGCAAGAACUACCAAAGGAAUUGCUCUUUAUCAAAGGAAGUAUGCUUUAGAUCUCUUGGAUGAGUGUGGCCUAUUGGGCACAAGACCAGUGAGCACGCCAAUGGAGUAUAGUUUCAAGCUUUCUAAGGGCUCAGGAACGCCACUAUCUGAUGUCUCACAAUACCGCAGAUUGGUUAGUAGAUUAGUGUAUCUCACUAACACACAUCCAGAUAUCAGUUUUGCAGUGGGUAAACUUAGUGAAUUUCUCAGCGAACCAUCUAAUAUUUACCUCCAAGCAGCAUAUUGUGUCCUUCGUUAUAUCAAAACAGCUCCGGCCUCGGGGCUAUCCUUUGCAGCAAAUUCUGAGCUUCACAUUUCUGGCUUCGCUGACUUGGAUUGGGCACAAUGCCCCGACAAACGACACUCCAUUACUGGUUUUUGUUUCCUCUUAGGCUCUUCACUUAUUUCAUGGAAGAGUAAGAAGCAAUCUACUGUUUCCAGAUCAUCUUCUGAGGGCGAAUAUAGGUCACUAGCUGUGGCCACUUGUGAGGUUCAAUGGCUCAUCUACUUGUUGAAGGACCUCCGCAUUGAUCACAAACUCCCAAUUUCUCUGUACUGUGAUAGUUAG